Messenger RNA from Anolis sagrei ordinatus, 7078 nucleotides. Its product is annotated as opsin-5-like. Gene Ontology annotation, cellular component: plasma membrane. Gene Ontology annotation, biological process: visual perception; phototransduction; G protein-coupled receptor signaling pathway. The record is from RefSeq and is a predicted model, not a curated record. Gene Ontology annotation, molecular function: G protein-coupled photoreceptor activity. NCBI's taxonomy places the organism in Eukaryota, Metazoa, Chordata, Lepidosauria, Squamata, Anolidae.
GAGAGAGAGAGAGAGGCAGGACUGCGGGCCACUCCGCGCCCUUGCGCUCCAGUCGGGCGCCGCAGUGGGGGCUGCUCUUGCCGCUCUCUUCCUCCUCCUCCUCCUCCCUCCCCGUGGGCCCCCCGAGUGGGGAGGAGGCGGAGGAGAAGCCCACGCUCGUGGCUGCUGCCAUGGCGGCUCCCCAAAGUUUCCCGGUGCACAGGACGGAGCCCAGCUGAAGGAAGGAGGCGCCCCCAAGUCUCCCCUCGCGAAGAAGAUGGAAAAUGUCUCCAGUUCCACAGCGUUCCUGUCCUCCUUAUCCGAAGGAGAAGACCUGAUUUUUGGAAGUCUCUAUAUACUCUUUGGUGUAGUCUCUCUCUUUGGAAACUCUCUCCUCUUGCUGGUAGCAUAUCGGAAGAGAACCAUCUUAAAACCUGCUGAAUUCUUUAUUGUGAAUCUCGCCAUCAGUGAUGUGGGCAUGACUGUGAUCCUCUUUCCACUGGCCACAUCAUCCUUCUUUGCACACAGGUGGCUGUUUAGCCAUGCCAUGUGCACCUUUUAUGCCUUCUGCGGAGUUCUCUUUGGCCUGUGCAGUCUCACCAGCCUAACAGCAUUGAGCGCCGUUUGCUGCAUGAAGGUCUGUUAUCCGGCAUAUGGCAAUAAGUUUUCUCCCACAUAUGCCAGUGCACUGCUAGCAUGUGUCUGGGCUUAUGCUCUCAUCUUUGCCGUGGCUCCUCUAGCUGACUGGGGCAGUUAUGGACCAGAACCGUAUGGGACAGCCUGCUGCAUCAAGUGGAAAGCAUUGACCAGAGAAGCAAAAUACUACAUCAUGGCCCUCUUUAUCUUCUGCUACAUCAUCCCAUGCCUCCUGAUCCUCAUCUCUUACUCACUCAUCCUUUGGACUGUGAAAGUCUCCAGAAGAGCAGUGAAGCAGCACAUGUCCCCACGGAGUAGAGCCAACAGUGUUCACAGUUUGAUUGUCAAGCUCAGUGUUUCCGUGUGCAUCGGGUUUCUGGCUGCUUGGACCCCCUAUGCCAUUGUUGCCCUGUGGUCAGCUUUUGGUGAUGUCAGCCAGGUGCCCGUCUUGGCUUUUGCCCUUUCGUCUGCAUUUGCCAAGUCCUCAGCAACCUACAACCCUCUGGUUUAUCUGCUCUUCAAACCUAAUUUCCAUAAAUACCUGUCCAAAGAUCUCUCGCUGUUGCAGGCUCUCUGCGCUGUCUUCUGCUGUACUCGGCCCAGGGUCAUUGCCCUCCAGUCCUUCCACACACGAGAUGGCAGAGCUUCCAUGAGAUUCUCCAAUGCUUUCACUGACCAUCGUGGAUCUUGCAGGAACUGCGCUGACACUUUUGAAUGUUUCCGUAACUAUCCCCGGUGCUACAGGCUCAGCCAGAAGCGUGACACAACCUCCAAGAGCAAUCCCCUGGCAAUCCUGGCGGAUGGAGCUACUUGCCGGCCAAGUCUGAAGAGAACCGUGCAGGUCAUGGUCCUCGUUACGAGGAAGAAGACUGGAAUGGGGACUAUGAAUGUGACAGGGGAUGUUCUGCCCUCAAACAUUGCAAGAGACCUAAUGUAAGCAUGCCAAGAGGAAAGGGAGGGAGGGUUAGCCCCUUUCUUCCUAGGGCAGACAAGAACAUUUGAUAGCAAUCUGAAGCAGAGCAUAGGAAAGUUCCUUGGGGAGACUACAACUUCCAGAAUCUCCAUGUUAGGUGUGAUGACUGGGGAUUCUGGGAGUUGUAGUCUAAACUGUCCUAAGUUCUGACAUCUACAAAUCCAUCUUUUGUCCAUAUGUACUGUGGUUCCCAAAGUGUGCUUUGCAGGUCAGAGGAUACUUCAAAUCUUACACCAGCAUAUUUUUUUUUCAUCAUGAACUUUUUCACAACUUAUAUAUUUUUUACAGUUGCAAUUUUGUGCCAACAAUUUGCACCUGGACGAAAAAAGCAAAGCAAAUUGAUAAUGUCCCAUUCCUUCCUACCCACCUAUCCCCACCACAAACCUCUCCAGUCACCCCUUUUGGUCAUUUAUAACAUUACAUGGCACAAAUGUGAGAAUUGGUUUCUACCUCUGCAACCUGCAUAGUGCUGUGGUUAGGUUAUCAAACUCAUGUUCCAGCAGUCCCAUGCAGUUGACAUCAGAGGCAGAUACAAAUUAAUUCCUUGCACAAUUAGAAGCUAAUGUUUUAAUCCAAUCAAGCUGUGUUGGCAACCACUCAGAUGUACCAUAAUACAGAUUAGGUGCAUGUCCAGUAUGCAGCCAAACCAGCAGGCUGGUACAGAGACUGCUGCAGUCACAAUGUCAGCACCUCAGUUCUGUAAGUUUUCUUUUGAAGUCUAGCUUGGGCCUAAGUGCUGAAACAGCCCAAAACAGAAGUUGGAAACACUCCUUUUUUGAAUGUCAGCUUCCAUAAUCACUCAGCCAGUAUAGCCAGUAGGGAUCCUGGGAUUUGUCAUCCAAAAGGUGACAUUGCAAAAAUGUAUUUAUUUGAUUUCCAAUGGUUUAUUUCACAUGCACACAUAUGUCUUCAUUAGUUUUUCUUUUGUUCAAUGUUGGAAGAACAAAUUUCUUCCAAAAAGCUUCCAUGAUGGAAAGCUAAGCAAUUUAAGGUGCUACUCCAACCAGUUUCCUACCUUGACUUCGACAGCCUCAAGACAACAAUGGAACCAUCUGGUGAAAGUGUAUCUUUUCCUUGUGAGGGGUAAUGACACACCUAUCUACCUCACAAGAGAGGCUUGUAUAGAUGGAACACCCUAAUAUCUACAGGUGCUUUGAAUAUGGCGGCAUUCAGUAUUACUUCAUCUGAAUGUAUGUCUACCAUGAUCUGAGAAAACAACAACUACUAAGGCCAAAAAAUAAAUGCCUAUUCUAUAGGGAAGAGUUUCCUGAUAAACAGUCGCUCAAUGCAUAGAAGAUACUGGACUCCAAGGACACAGCAUCCACUCUGGUUGGACUAGAGUCACAAAGUCUGGGUUUGACAAUGAGAAUUUUGUCAUCUUUUUAGCACUAAGAAGAGAAGACAUUUCCUAGAAUGGCAGGGCUACAGCCGAAGAAAUCGGUGCUGAAGAUUUAAAUGACAGAUCCACUGGUGUCAGUGAAAAUAAUCCUAUCCCUGUUAGUCUGGCACAAAAGAAUAUACCUGAUUUCAACACCAACAAAACUAUGUUGACUACAUGAUAUGACAAUGUGGCCAUUCUGUUUUUUAGACAGCAACACGUUGCCUUUGUCUCUUUUUCAGUAAUGAUGCAAGAACAAUGUUCUUCCUAGUUAACCCUCUGCAAUGUCCUGUUUGGCAAAGUUCACCAACAAAAUUUACUUCUUUGGACUACAACUCUCAGAAUCCCCCAGCCAUUGCCCUUGCUUUAGUGUUUGGAAAAGGAGACCUUACCUUUUUUUUCCCCAAAACUAAAACUAUACUUCAAAGAAUUUCCAAUUUUGGAAAAUUUACACUUCCAAUGGAAACGUUGCACCUAGUGGCUGCCAAAACAAAACUGGUCCUUGGGCCCAUCUAAAUUGCCAAUGCCACCUAUCAAAGAUACAAGCAAACCAACCCAAUUCAUUGUUCCAUUUUUUAAAGGUAUGUUUGAAAUGGGGAGUUCUUAAUAUCUUACAGAAACCUUAUAGAUUAGGUACCCUCCAGAUGUUUGGCCUUCACCUUCCAGAAGUUCUAGCCAGCUUGUUCAAUGGUCAGGAAUUCUGGGAGCUGGAGAGCCAAACAGCUAGAGAGCUGCAGUUUGAGGAUGCCUGCUAGAAAUCUUGCUCAUAUUAUCUGUAAGGAUUCUAUAAGAUUGAUGGAGAACAGACAUUUUGAGAAUUUGAGGAAGAACAUCCCUACCACCACCACCAGUUGCUUUAGUUUUGACGACAAAUCAAAGAGAAAAUAUGGAAGUGAAAUGUAUCUUACCAUUCAUCCAAACACUGUAAUUGUCUAAUAGAUAUUAAAACAAAGGAUAACAUUAGAUUAAAAUUCCAACCAUCCCCAGGCAGUAUGGAUAUAAUUAGGGGCUGAGAUCCAACUUUGGAAGAGCCCAAAGGCACAGUUUGGUGAAGGCCAGUAUGCUUGAGUAACAGUGGCUUGUGUCCAGCAAAAAUAACUCCUUUCAACCAUCUAACUAGUCACCCUAAUCAGAGGUACCAUGACUUGAUUCUGUAGACCAGGGGUCCUCAAACUAAGGCCCGAGGGCUAGAUGCGGCCUUCCAAGGUCAUUUAUCUGGCCCUCACUCAGGGUCAACCUGAGUCUGAAAUUAUUUGAAAGCACACAACAACAACAACAACAACCCUAUCACAUCAGCCAAAAGCAGGCCCACACUUCCCAUUGAAAUACUAAUAAGCUUAUAUUUGUUAAAAUUGUUCAUUUUAAUUAUUGUAUUAAGUGUUGUUUGCACUACAAAUAAGAUAUGUGCAGUGUGCAUAGGAAUUCAUUCAUGUUUAUUUUUGUUUUCAAAUUAUAAUCCGGCUCUCCAACAGUUUGAGGAACUGUGACCUGGCCCUCUGUUUAAAAAGUUUGGGGACCCCUGCUAUAAAUAGACUAUCUAAUCUCCAUGUGGUUCCCCUCCUCAUAUAACAACAACAUGCUUUUGGAACACAAGUGACAAAUGCCACCUCUAGAGACCACUAUGAUACAAGUAAAUGCUUGAGGCCAGUCCAUACAACCAUGUUACUGUGCAAAUUCCAACCCAAAAUGUUUUUCGUUACCUGUUUUUAAGCCAUUUCUGUUUUCUCCAACCCACUUUAGUCUCAGUAAUCGUGGUCCUAGCAAUCUCCCUCUGCAGCUUUGCACAUCUCAUUUCAUCUGCAAAACCAUCUCAGGAUGGCUUUGCAGUCAGCAAUCCAUCACAUGCACUGGCAUAUUUGCUGCAAGGUGUGCGGGCUUAUUAUCCUGCCUGUUUCGGCAAAGCAGGAAGAACCGACUUAGGAGAACAUUUAGUAGUUCCCUUCAAAGGAGUCUGAGAAAGAGAUGAGGAAACCAAUCUAUAACCCUCCAGUCACUCUCAGCCUGUGGUUGCUCUGCCCUCCCAACCUAAUGAUGAUGAAUUAAAUAUUCGUGAUAGAGAUUAGAAAAAUUACUUUGAUUAUGACAUGUCUCAGAAUUCCCCACUGGAAUUUUGGGAUUUAUAAUCAGAAACAUAAUGUUUCCAAACUCUUACCAACAGCUAUAACAUUUUUUUCAAUUGGCCAGUAUCAUUCGAAAUAGUGCUGUUCCAUCUCUGCAAGUUACCCAAAAUCCUGUGAAAAGGAAUGAGAAGGUGGCCAGAACCUAUCUUCAAAUGUUUAAGUAAUGGUCAAAUAGUUUUUUUGUGCAGCAGUCCAGAAGAAGGAGGGUGCUGCUAUAUCACUUUGCUCUAUAUUCUCUCCACAGCAUAGGAUAAAUUACUUGUCUUCCUGAAUUCUCUAAUCUGAUUCUCACCUCCUUCUCAUGGAUUCCUUCUCUCCAGAUACAGACAUUGCUAUUCUCAGCGUGAAUUCUUGCAGAAGCAAAAUGCCAGCACUGUACCUUUUUUUGUAGACUCCUCAAAUAAAAUUUGCUGGGAUGACAGGGGAAACCUAAGCUGGGAUCCCACUGCUUUGCCCUCCAAGAGUACCCUCUGUUAAAGAUACUCUGGAAGAGGAAUGCUAUUUGAAAGUUUGGAAAUGUUGCAAUUUUAGAUAGCAACAUCCAGAGAAUCAUAGAGUUGGAGGAGACCUCAUGGGUCAUCCAGUCCAACCUCCUGCCAAGAAGCAGGUAAAUCACAUUCAAAGCACCCCUGACAGAUGGCAAUCCAGCCUCUGUUUAAAAGCCUCCAAAGAAGGAGCCCCCACCACAGUCAGAGGCAGAGAGUUCCAGUGCUAAACAGUUCUCACAGUCAGGAAAUCCUUCCUAACGUUCAGGUGGAAUCUCCUUUCCUGUCGUUUGAAGCCAUUGUUCUGCAUCCUAGUCUCCAGGGCAGCAGAAACCAAGCUUGCUCCCUCCCUAUGCUUCCCCUCACAUAUUUAUAUGAGAGGAAGAUAAUUGUCAUCUAAAAAAAGUUGUAGUCCAUGAAAGUAUAUUUCCCAAGUGCUGCCUUCUACAUGGCUUCUUCAGCUCUGGAAAAGAAAAUGGGACAUCAGAGAUGCAACUUGGAACAAAGGAUGACAAAGCCAAGAAGAGAAGCCAAAUGGCCUGGUGACUUGCGAUGCCACAGGGAAUGUACACAUCAGCUUCUUCUUCCUCAGACCAUUGUUCUGUCAAACCCAAGACUGUUGGACUAGCAGUGAUUCCCUGAGAUCUCGGGGAGAGAUCUUUUCCAGCCCUGCUACCUAAGGACCUUUUUAUAACCAGAAACACCAGGGACUGAACCUGGGACUUUCUGCAUGCAAAGCAUGUGCUGAUCUCCCACAAGCAACAGCCACUGAAACAAGCUGCCUUUGCUUCCACUCGAUUACAUUUAUCGGGUUGAUAAAGUGAUGAUUAAGGCUAAGAAGAGGAAAUGGCUUUAAAGGAAAAAAACAAAGCUUUUUUUUCUCUGUGGGAGUCAGUCCAGGGGGGCAAAAGAAACCAAAACCCAGGCAAUAUCUGAAGUGCUCUCCUCUUGUUUAACUGGGGCAGAGAACAAGAAAUCUGCAAGCACGUCACUGUUGGCAAGCAAUUGCCCUCUGCUUUACUGAAACAACUCUCUAUGCAGGGGAGAUAAUGUCAGUGGAACAGCGACAUCCAAGAAAGAGAAAAUGAAGGGAUACAUAAGGAAAAAACACACACAGAAAAACACACCACGCACACACAGAAAACAGCAUGAUGGCUUUUUUGACUGGAUGACAUAUCAACCAGGCAAAGCAAGAUGUGACAACCUAAGAGGAUGAGGUGCAAUGGCCUCAUCCUGUGCCCUUUAAAGGAAAGAGACAAAGCUUAAAUCAACAACGCACCUGUGGUUCUUUCAGCCUCAACAGCAGCUGUGCUUCAAAGCCAGACUGACUGGGUGGCAGCCAUUCGUGCACUAUAUUAUUGGGCAACUGCUAGCCAUUUCUGUCCUUAGGUGAAUGUGCUCCUGCGCUCCCUUUGCAAAAAGUAGUAUUUAUGCAAGCGCACAAUAGAGAGACAAAUGUAGGAUAACAUGGGUGAGACCGCAGCCAAGAUGGGCAUGAUGAAUCAAA